AUGCAAAUUUUUGUUACCACAGUAUUUAGAUCAGUCAUUAUAUUGAACGUUGAAUCAUUUGAAAGCAUUGAUACUAUCAAGCAAAAGAUCAAUGAAAAAUUAAAUAUAUCCGAUCCCGAUUAUUCACUUUCUUUCCACGGAAGAAUGCUCAAGAAUAGAUAUAACUUGCGCGAUUAUGACAUACGCAUUGGAUCUACCUUACAAAUGGCUACUCCUCUCAAAGGCGGUUCCUCUUACCCUAAUCCUCUAAAUAAUGGUAAAGGUUCAUUCUUGAUUCUCAACUUGGAAAACGACACGAUCACAUUGACAGAUGUAGACGAUAAUACUGAGAAGACCAGAAAGUUCUUUAGUCGGCAAGUCUGUCGCAAGACUCUUGACGACUCCGAAGAUGAAAAGAGUAACGGAAAGAAGAGGAAGUAUCAACAUAUUACAAAAGUGCGAUGCUCUUUAGAACUAUGUACAAGUGCCUAUGUUAAAAUUAUUGGAGACUGCAAUUACUGUCAAGCAAAGUAUUGCAGUAGGCACAGGUUACCCGAAGAUCAUGCAUGCUACAAUAUGAACGUGUGCAAACAACUUGCUCAUCGAAGGAACAGUGAAAAACUACUUAACGAAUGCUGCGUAGCCAGUAAAUCUACUAUUGAAGGUGCUCACAUAAGGGAUACUGCCUCUGGUGAUUCCUCUGAUGUCGGAACUCUCGACAGUAAAACUACUGUCUGCUUGGGAGUUUGCAAUCCUAGAAUAUUCUAUUGUCCUGAACACUGGACACCUACUCUUAAUGGAAACUGUUGGACUUGCUGCCAUGAAGAUGAUUAA
Molecule: messenger RNA, 813 nt
Organism: Rhizopus microsporus ATCC 52813
Lineage: Eukaryota; Fungi; Mucoromycota; Mucoromycetes; Mucorales; Rhizopodaceae
Exons: 3
Coding region: 1-813 (270 amino acids)
Biological process (GO): modification-dependent protein catabolic process; protein ubiquitination
Cellular component (GO): cytoplasm; nucleus
Molecular function (GO): protein tag activity; ubiquitin protein ligase binding; zinc ion binding
Source: RefSeq, a predicted model, not a curated record